Messenger RNA from Notolabrus celidotus (New Zealand spotty), 2452 nucleotides. RefSeq names its product shisa family member 9b (gene shisa9b). The coding region runs from base 150 to 1292 and encodes 380 amino acids. Gene Ontology annotation, cellular component: postsynaptic density; postsynaptic membrane; AMPA glutamate receptor complex. Gene Ontology annotation, biological process: regulation of short-term neuronal synaptic plasticity; regulation of AMPA receptor activity. The transcript has 4 exons. Lineage: Eukaryota; Metazoa; Chordata; Actinopteri; Labriformes; Labridae. The record is from RefSeq and is a predicted model, not a curated record.
AGUCCAAGGACGCGCGGCACUUAUACGCAUGGAAGUUGGAAUCAUCUUUGUUGAAUUUACGCAUGGCUGUGUCUCGUCUCCUGGGAAGAUGCGUCUGGGCGCAUGAGAGCUUAUCGGGGCGUCAAGAGAGGUAAAAAAAAAAGUGCAAAAUGAUGCGGGUGAAUGAGCUGCUGCUCGGUUACUUUCUGAUGAAAGUUGUGCUGUGCGACGCGGAGGGGGAGCAGGGUCCGGCCGUCGACGACUUCAUGUUUGUUACCGGGUUUAACGACUCCAGGGAAGCGGAGAGCGCAGUCACAGAGAGCCCGCACAUGGAGGACAAGUGCCGCGGCUACUACGACGUGAUGGGCCAGUGGGACCCGCCAUUCGUGUGCAGGACGGGCAGCUAUCUGUACUGCUGCGGCACCUGUGGCUUCAGGUUCUGUUGCGCGUUCAAAAGCUCCCGUCUGGAUCAGACCAACUGUAAGAACUACGACACCCCGCCAUGGAUGAUGACAGGGAGACCCCCGCCAAAAGUGGACCCGGCGCUGGAAACCGCGAAGGAUAAAACCAACCUCAUUGUUUAUGUCAUAUGCGGGGUCGUGGCUAUAAUGGCACUGAUAGGGAUUUUCACAAAGCUCGGUUUGGAAAAGACACACCGCCCGCAGCAAGAUGAUAUGCCGAGAGCUCUUGCACACGUUAUCCGCCACCCUGCCUCGGAACAUUCGGAUGACAUUGGACUUGGCCAGCACUACGAGAACAUUCAGACCAGAGUCACAGUCAACAGCCUCCAUAGCAACCAGAUGAACAACCUGGUGCAAGCAUCGACUCUGAUAGCGCAGCCUUACCCACCUAUGGGACAGAUCACCAGCCCCUAUGAACAACUGAAGCCUGUCAAGGAUCUCAACAAGUAUGCAACACUGAAGGCUGUGGCAGAGAAAGCCAAUGAUAGCUUCUACAGCAACCGGCGGACAAUGAUCGAGAUGACAAGCAAAAGCAGCCUCCCCAUGGAAGCCAUGGAUUUGGAGCCAGCGCCCAGUAACCCCUACAGCCCACCGAGGCAGGUGUCUGGGAAGCAGAAUGGUCACAAGUACAAAAGCCCCAGGAGCCGCAGCUCCCAGUCGCUAUGCUACAGCACCAGCACGGCUGUGAGCCCAGGGGCACUAAGAUCCUGGGAAAGCAAGGACGUAGUGGGACUCAGACAGAGCUACGGCCAAAAGAAACUGUGCAUCAUAGAGAAGGAGCUGCACACCACCCGCUACAUGCCUCCACAGCCGUACUUUGUCACCAACAGCAAGACAGAAGUGACAGUAUGAGGGACGGGGUCAGAACAACAGGAUUAAAGGAGCCUGUUUUUGAGAGAGACAGGAGCUGCUGACUGUGGUGGUGUAAGAAAGCAACAUGGACUGUAGCAUCUGCAUUUAAGGGCAGCAUUAAAGACACUACCUACAGGUAAAGGGCACUGUACAAGGACUCGGUAUCAGUCACUGAGCCUCAGGUGGGUACAGUUAUGAAUAUGUUUUCAUCAGUAUUUAUAUUACCACACUUAAAACAAAUCACAAGUUAUGUUACUCAAAUAUACGUCAAUAAUUACCUUUAAAGUAAAGUAUACAAUUUCUAUAAAACACUGUUUAAAUGAAAAAACUUUUCUUAUUUACCGGUAUCUUAAUAAUCAAGGAUGACUUGUCUAUGAUGACCUGUGAAACAAUUAUAUGUUUGACCAGAUCUAAAGAUACUGUAUAUGGCACUGCUACAUUGCUAGAUGUUAGAGUUCAGCAUCUAAAGUUAUUAUUUUGGGAUAUUUUCCAAAAUAAAACAUUAACCAGCCCCAAGCUAUUUGACAAUGUAGGUCAUUUAUUUAUCUUGGAUUUUUUAUUGAAUCACACAAGUCUACAAAGAAGAACAUUUUUACAGUUAGAUAAGGAUAACCAAACAAUUUAUCUUAAAGCUCCUGUGAAUUACUUUUUGUCAGUGUUGAUUUUGGAGCCCCCAUGUGGACAAAGUAAUACACCUUAUUUCUUUGCCGAUUUUUUCUUGUACAUGUGUAAGUAGUGAUUUUCAACAAAAAUCUCAUCCUGCUUUCUUACGCCACUCAGAUGUAGCACUCAUGAAUAAUAUAAGCUGUUAACAAUGUAAACAAAGGCUGUUUCUGCAGCUCUCUGUUAUCAUUACCCCCCAGCAGUGGUUUUAGGCAUGACAAAUGACUGUGUGGAAAUAGUCAAGCUUUGUGCUGAUGGUCUUGUUUGCUUCUGUGGCUCAUAUAGAGACACUGGUUUUAUUUUCAUUCUGUUGUAUAAUCAGCUAAAAAAAUCCUCACAGGAGCUUUAAUCUUCAUAAUGUUAAAAAAAUUCAACUAUAUCAGUCUUUCAAACCAAAUUGAGAUGGCAAUGACUGUAACUGGCAUCAGUAAGAACUGAUAUAAUCUGAUGUAAAGACUUUUUCAGGUGUCCAAAAUGCAGUACAUUUAUUUUGGAGA